AUGUCCACCGCGAUCCUCAAAGCGAGCCCCAUCCACUUCGGCCCCUUCCCCGUCACCACCCAGGUCUUCCACCUGACGCGCUACUCCUACGCCCUCGUCAACCUCAAGCCCAUCCUCCCGGGCCACGUCCUCAUCUCGCCGCGCCGCGUCGUGCCCCGCGUCGCCGACCUCACGCCCACCGAGACCUCCGAUCUGUUCUUGACCGUCCGCCGCGUCGCCCGCAUGGUCGAGCGCGUCUACGGCGCCUCGAGCCUCAACAUCGCCAUCCAGGAUGGCGUGGACGCCGGCCAGAGCGUGCCCCAUGUGCAUGCGCAUGUGAUCCCGAGGCGAGCCCGGGAUCUGGAGGCCAGGGGCGGCGUGGAUGCUGUUUAUGAGUUGUUGGAGGGGGAGGAGGGGGAUUUGAAUCGGAUUCUGGAGGGGAAGUUGGAGAAAGGGGAGAAUGGUGAAAGGAGGAGGAAGUUUCCCAAGGUGGAUGAUGAGGAUAGACAUCCUAGGAGUUUGGAGGAGAUGGAAGCUGAGGCGAGGUUUUUGAUGGGGGAGAUGGCGAAGGAGAAGGAGGAGUGA
Molecule: messenger RNA, 564 nt
Organism: Aspergillus brunneoviolaceus CBS 621.78
Lineage: Eukaryota; Fungi; Ascomycota; Eurotiomycetes; Eurotiales; Aspergillaceae
Product: HIT family protein
Exons: 1
Coding region: 1-564 (187 amino acids)
Molecular function (GO): catalytic activity
Source: RefSeq, a predicted model, not a curated record